Messenger RNA from Daphnia magna, 2016 nucleotides. Its product is annotated as patronin-like. The transcript is spliced from 3 exons. The record is from RefSeq and is a predicted model, not a curated record. Gene Ontology annotation, cellular component: microtubule minus-end. Gene Ontology annotation, biological process: negative regulation of microtubule depolymerization; cytoplasmic microtubule organization. Gene Ontology annotation, molecular function: calmodulin binding; microtubule minus-end binding. The annotation marks the transcript as partial. NCBI's taxonomy places the organism in Eukaryota, Metazoa, Arthropoda, Branchiopoda, Diplostraca, Daphniidae.
UGUCGCCUAAGGGGUGUCUGCAGCUCACAGAUAGGAAUCCUGCUAGCUCUACGCCAGAACACCACCGCUGGGCGGGGGAAGCGGGGUAAUCACCGCGGUUUCGACGAUGGCGCUAGUGAUGUUAGCUCAAAUCAAGAUUACAUCGGUCCUCGAUUGUACAAGCAGCCGGCGGCUCGUUCCAACCGUUCCAUCAUUUUGAACGCGGUCGAGUAUUGCGUCUUCCCCGGCGUGGUGAAUCGCGAGGCCAAGCAGCGGGUGCUCGAGGAAAUCACACGGUCGGAGAGCAAGAAUUUCCUCGUCUUGUUCCGCGACGGCGGCCUCACCUUCCGCGCCCUCUACUCGUUCAAUCCCGAAAAAGAAGAAAUCAUCAAAAUGUACGGCACUGGAUCGAAAAUGGUCAACGACACCAUGUUCGAAAAAUUCUUCAAAUACAAUUCCGAUGGCAAGUGUUUUUCGCAGGUGCACACCAAACACUUGACUGUCACGAUCGACGCGUUCACGAUCCACGCCGGCCUGUGGCAGGGAAAGAAGCAAAGCCUACCCAACAAAAAGGAUAUGACGUUGGUCAUCUAAAAGCGAACAAAUUCAAAUUCAAAAAUAACAAAAACAAAAAGAAAAAAAAAUCGGGAAUGAGAAAAACAAACAAAUGAAACGAAUCUGCGUGAAUAGCAUUUUUCUUUUUUCUUGAACAAGAUCAACCCGGAAUUCAUCAAUCGUUUUCUUGAGCUGUUCGUAUUGGCCUUUAGUUAUGACACGGACUUUAAAUUGAAAAAAAAAAAGGGGGGAAGAGAUUCACGCAAUCAAAUGACCCAAACAUAAUCAAUCGGCGUUUUUUUUUUUUUCGUCCGUUUUUUCCGUUUGUUUUACAUUGUUUGUUUGAUUUUUUUUUGUUUUCGGCUAACCCCUCUUUGACAUUCCUAUUGGCUAACGUGAUAACCUCGCUGUAUAGGGAUCGCCAGAGUUGAAUUCACCGUCACGUUCGGCAAAAAUAAUGGAUGAAAUAAUGUUUGUUUGUUUCCCCUUAUCCUUUCUCUUACUUUGGUCUUUGCUCCGUUUAAUUUUUUUUUUUUUUAUUGGUCCCCGCUCCAUCUCCCCGCCCCCCUUACUUCAUUAUGACCACUCGAAGAGAUUAACCCGCUUAACCUAGCGAAAUUCAAAAUAAAUAAAAAAAAAAGUCGAUCGUUUUUUUUUUCUCUUUCCAAACUCAAUUUGUUUCAUCCCUUAUUCAGCGCCCUCCUUUUAUCAUAGUGUCACCCUCCAUUUUGUUUUUUUUUGGAAAGUAACUCUCCAAUCGCGCGCUCUCCUAUAACCGCGACUGCUAACUGAUGUGUCAACUGAUUAGUUAUUUUGCCCUCACAAAACCCGCCCUCACAUUUGAUCCAGUGCCGUAAUUUUAAUUUUUUUUUUCUAUUAUUAUUAUUUAAAAAACAAAACAAAGUAGAGCAAAUGGCAAUUGUUUUAUCGAUUUUUUCUUUGCGUGAGUCGUGUAGUGGAAGCUGCACAUUUGAUAAGAGAAAAUGUAACAGCAAAAAAAAAAAUUUAAAACAAUUGAGAGAAAAAAGAAAAUUAAGCGGCUACGCAACGGAAGGUUGGGAUUAAGUUGAGGGACGUGUUUGCUGUCAACUGUAAAUAGCGUUGUGUAGUUGUUAAGCGUUGGCCAGCAAAUCAACCGUCAAAACAUUACAGCUUUGAGCCAUCAUUUUUUGUUUUCUAAGUUCUUAUCUCUUUAUUUUGUCCUAUUUUAUUGUGUUGCAGUUCUUUUUUCUUUUUUUAAAUACCCCUCCCCUCCCCCUAUUUUGUUCUUAAUAUCCUCGCCACUUGUUCGCUCCAACCCCCUUUUUGGCUGUUCCUCCUUCUUUUGUAGUUCACGCAUUUUUUUUUUUUUCUAUUAUUUUUUUAAAACGUCUUUUUCUAACGAACUUACCCCGCCUGCCCGUCACGGGCUUUAUUCUCUACCUUCUCCAUCCAUAUGUGCAGCAGCUGCCAAGUUCAAUACAAUAACCAACAUGGAAAUAG